Messenger RNA from Saimiri boliviensis boliviensis (Bolivian squirrel monkey), 2515 nucleotides. It is a transcript of the gene CAPN10, whose product is annotated as calpain 10. Gene Ontology annotation, cellular component: cytoplasm. The record is from RefSeq and is a predicted model, not a curated record. Lineage: Eukaryota; Metazoa; Chordata; Mammalia; Primates; Cebidae. Gene Ontology annotation, biological process: proteolysis. Gene Ontology annotation, molecular function: calcium-dependent cysteine-type endopeptidase activity.
CCGCGCCCGAUUGGCUGCCGCCUGGUUACCUAUGGGCGACUGAGGUCCGGCGUCCUGGCCUGGCCCGGCACCUGCGGGGCCCUCGGGCUUGGAGGGCUGGGCCGGGCGGCGAGUGGGCGGGACCGGCCUCGCCUUCUCUCCGGGGCUGCGACCCCGAGGCUGCCGGCUGCAGAUGGGAGCCCGCGGAGCCGAGGAUGCGGGCGGGCUGCGGCGCGACGCUGGCUCGGGAGCUGUUCCGGGACGCCGCCUUCCCCGCCGCGGACUCCUCGCUCUUCUGCGACUUGUCCACGCCGCUGGCCCAGUUCCGCGAGGACAUCACGUGGAGGCGGCCCCAGGAGAUCUGUGCCACGCCCCGGCUGUUUCCAGAUGACCCGCAGGAAGGGCAGGUGAAGCAAGGAUUGCUGGGGGAUUGCUGGUUCCUGUGUGCUUGUGCCGCCCUGCAGAAGAGCAGGCACCUCCUGGACCAGGUCAUUCCUCCGGGACAGCCGAGCUGGGCCGACCAGGAGUACCGGGGCUCCUUCACAUGUCGCAUCUGGCAGUUUGGACGCUGGGUGGAGGUGACCACAGACGACCGCCUGCCGUGCCUUGCAGGGAGACUCUGUUUCUCCCGCUGCCAGAGGGAGGAUGUGUUCUGGCUCCCCUUACUGGAAAAGGUCUAUGCCAAGGUCCACGGGUCCUACGAGCACUUGUGGGCAGGGCAGGUGGCGGAUGCCCUGGUGGACCUGACUGGCGGCCUGGCAGAAAGAUGGAGCCUGAAGGGCAUCGCAGGAAGCAAAGGCCCCGGAGAGCACAGGACAUGCCGGCAGCUGCUCCCCUUGAAGGACCGGUGUCUCAUCAGCUGCUCCGUGCUCAGCCCCCGAGCAGGUGUCCGGGAGCUGGGGGAGUUCCAUGCCUUCAUUGUGUCUGACCUGCGGGAGCUCCAGGGACAGGCGGGCCACAGCGUCCUGCUGCUGCGGAUCCAGAACCCCUGGGGCCGGCGGUGCUGGCAGGGGCUCUGGAGAGAGGGGGGUGAAGGCUGGAGCCAGGUGGAUGCAGCAGUAGCGUCUGAGCUCCUGUCCCAGCUCCAGGAAGGGGAGUUCUGGGUGGAGGAGGAGGAGUUCCUCACGGAGUUUGAUGAGAUCACCGUCGGCUACCCCAUCACGGAGGCUGGCCACCUGCAGAGCCUCUACACAGAGAGGCUGCUCUGCCACACUCGGGUGCUGCCCGGGGCCUGGGUCAAGGGGCAGUCAGCAGGAGGCUGCCGGAACAACAGCGGCUUUCCCAGCAACCCCAAAUUCUGGCUGCGGGUCUCAGAGCCGAGCGAGGUGCACGUGGCUGUCCUGCAGAGAUCCCGGAUGCAUGCGGCGGACGGGGCAGGCCGGGAGCGGGCGCUGGUGGGUGACAGUCGUACUUCAUGGAGCCCAGCAGGCAUCCUGGGCAAGCACUACCAGGCUGUGGGCCUGCACAUCUGGAAGGUGGAGAAGCGGCGGGUCAGUCUGCCCAGGGUCCUGUCUACGCCCCCUGUGGCUGGCACCGCGUGCCACGCAUACGACCGGGAGAUCCACCUGCGUUGCGAGCUCUCACCGGGCUACUACUUGGCUGUCCCCAGCACCUUCCUGAGGGACGCACCUGGGCAGUUCCUGCUCCGAGUCUUCUCCACCGGGCGGGUCUCCCUCAGUGCCAUCAGGGCAGUGGCCAAGAACGCCGCCCUCGGGGCAGUCCUGCCUGCAGGGGAGUGGGGGACUGUGCAGCUGCGGGGCUCGUGGAGAGCCGGCCACACGGCAGGUGGCAGCAGGAACUUUGUCUCCUACCCCACCAACCCCUGCUUGCCCUUCUUGGUCCCCGAGGGCCCCGGCCCCCGCUGCGUCCACAUCACUCUGCAUCAGCACUGCCGGGCCGGCGACACGGAGUUCCACCCCAUUGGCUUCCAUGUCUUCCAGGUCCCGGAGGGUGGCAGGAGCCCAGACGCGCCCCCGCUGCUGCUGCAGGAGCCACUGCUGAGCUGCGUGCCACACCGCUAUGCCCAGGAGGCCGUCCAUUCACAGCCAGGAGGUGCUGGGCCAGUCCCUCCAGGAGGUCUCCGUCAGGGCGGUGAUGAACACCUAGCUGUGUGGCCCCGUGCCAGCUCAGGUGACUGGAGCCGAAGGCCUGCAGGGUUCCCAGCCGCCGGCCUUUCGUUGUCGGGGGCUGGGCUGGCCAGGCCAGCCAGGUGCUGUUUGGGGGCUGGUCCUGAGUCUUGGCCCGCCUCCCAGCCCUGCCAGGCGCUGCUACCUAGGGGUCCACAGGAAGCCUCCAUCGUGAGAGACGCAGCCCUCGGGAAGAGCAGGUGCUGCAGUAAGGGCGGGAAACUCGGUGGCUUCUGUGGCGCCACUGAGACAGCAGAGACCCCAGGAUCCUUCCCAGACCCUCCUUGGCGAACUCUAGAAGAGGUCUCACACCUGGAGGGGAGGGCAGUGGCUCUUCUUUAUAACUAUUUAUUGUCUGAAUCGCUUUUAGGAUUAACUUUAUAAAUAAACAUGAGCACUGAGAAUUUGCA